Messenger RNA from Neocloeon triangulifer, 2050 nucleotides. Its product is annotated as multiple epidermal growth factor-like domains protein 10. The transcript is spliced from 6 exons. The coding region runs from base 110 to 1909 and encodes 599 amino acids. Gene Ontology annotation, molecular function: scavenger receptor activity. The record is from RefSeq and is a predicted model, not a curated record. Lineage: Eukaryota; Metazoa; Arthropoda; Insecta; Ephemeroptera; Baetidae.
AACCGCGGACAGCACCAGAGCUUUCAACGGAAAGGAACUCUCUCAUUGUCAGCUCCAGUAGAUUUCUAAUUGGAGAACCAUUAUUCAAGGCGAAAAGCUCUCCGCAAACAUGAUGCGGCGCUUAUUUAUUUUAAUUUUGCACAUCAUUUUGGUUGGAUUAGUUUCCAGUGCUGAAAAUGAGUGUCCACGUGGAAAGUUUGGCGUCAACUGCAACACCUCUUGUCCGUGCGUCCACGGGAAUUGCGAACGAAAGAAUGGAGCGUGCAAUUGCGACAAAGGUUGGUUUGGUGUUCAUUGCCAGCGUCCUAGAGAAUACGAGCUUUGCCCUUUUCGCUGCGGCUCACAUGGUAAUUGCGAUGUUUUAAAUCGUCGCUGCAUUUGUGAGCCUGGAUUCCAAGGCGACGCCUGUGACCAAAUUUGCCCCAAAGGUCGCUACGGGAUCAAUUGUGAAUAUUAUUGCAGCAAUAUCUGCCAAAUUAAUAUACCGUACACCCGUAAAAGUGAUGAAUGCAACGCCAGGAAUGGGCAAUGUGACUGCAAAUUUAAUAUUUAUGGCCAGCGCGCAUGCAAACCUUGUCCAGAGGGAAAAAGAGGACGUCACUGUCAACAGAGUUGUGAUUUAGGAACCUUUGGAAUAAGUUGUGCUCAGAAAUGCAUUGAAACAAUCGGUUCUCAUAAAAUUUGCGAUCGCGAAACAGGAACUGCAUUAUGUUGGCCUGGUUAUACAGGCGUUUUUUGUACAGAUCAAUGUCAACCUGGAAAAUAUGGUGCGGGUUGCAAACAAAAGUGCAAGGCCUGCGUAAACGGAGAGUGCCACUUUGCUACAGGAAUUUGCUCAUGUCAGCCUGGAUGGAAUGGAACCUUGUGUGAGAAUGCGUGUCCUGCGGGAACUUUUGGGCACAUGUGCACACAGCCAUGUGAUUGUGCCCAAGGACACACUUGCCAACCGGGCACAGGUGAAUGUAUCUGUUCUCCAGGCUUGAUCGGUUCACGAUGUGAGGAUCCAUGUCCUGAAGGCCGAUGGGGCCUGAACUGCGCCAACGAAUGUGGCUGUUUAAAUGGUGGGAGCUGCAGUGCUGUCGACGGCACUUGCACUUGUGACCUCGGUUUCACAGGUCAACACUGCCAACACCCCUGUCCGGAAGGAAACUUUGGUAGAAAUUGCUCCGAAUCGUGCAGUUGCGAAAACGGCGCCGACUGCGACCUCAGGAGUGGCGCCUGCAAAUGCUUGGCAGGUUGGAUCGGCGCCAACUGUUCAGAACCCUGCCCUGAGAACACCUUUGGAGAAGGUUGUGCAUUUGGUUGUGCGUGUGAAAACGGCGCUUCCUGCAAUUCCAUCGACGGCGCCUGCAACUGCACGGUCGGUUGGACUGGCGAGUUCUGCAGCCAAGAGUGCACGAACGGGACUUGGGGAUUAAACUGCUCCAAUAAAUGCGCCUCCUCGGAUUGUUCUGGACGAGGUUUUUGCGACUCCGUGGACGGUACGUGCAACUGCACUGCCGGCUGGACUGGACAAGACUGCGACCAGCCGUGUCCCGAGGGGACAUUUGGGGUCGGAUGCACUUUCAACUGCACUAUCACAUGUCCCAUUGGCAAUACUUGUGAUCCAGUGAAUGGAACAUUGUGCAUUUGCCAUGACGGUCUACCAAAUUGCAGUCCUCCCUCUGGAACAGCUGCCGCCGCAAGUGAAAGCCAUUUAUAUGUGAUUUCUGUGAUUGCUGCUACCUUACUUUGCAUUGUACUGAUGGUGAUUUUAUAUGUGAUUUAUAAACACACAUCACUACUCAAAUUUAUACAAUCGUCAACCUCCUCUGACAACGUGAACAGCUUCGUCUACAGAACUGCAGCUGAGACCGAUUGUUUUGUUGAAAAUUCAGAUAGUGAUGAUGAUGACGAAAAAUCUGUUUAAUGUUGGAAUCCGCUCUGGAGGUGAUAUUUAGUUAAAAUAACUUUUAGAACAUGUUUUAUAAAAGCAAAUUUUUUAUAUAAUCUUUCACUGUAAAUUAAAAGCAUCAGUACACAAAUAACUUACUCACUUUAUUAUUAAAUU